AUGGCGCCCCGCGGUCGAGGAGGAAAGUUCAGCAAGCCCACUCGAGGAGGUAAGAGUCGCGUGCAACCUCUGCGGAAAAAAGACCCUCGCACUGAUAGUCGUCAAACAGGAGGCAAACAUUUUAGCAGAAACCUGCAGCCCGUAGAUAAGGAUGGCAAUGUCGUUGGAAUGUGGCGGGAGCCCCAAGAUGUAGUGCCCCAGUCCAGCGAUGAGGAGUCCUCCAGCGAGGAGUCUGAGGAGGAAGAGUCCGGCGAGGGCGAAGGAAGCGAAGACGAAGACGCCGGCCCCAGCUCCGCCGCGGGCGCAUCAAUGACCCGCGAAGAGCGAAGAGCCGCCGCCAAAGCGAAGAAACAAGAAGCGAUUGCCAGGCGAAAGCACACCGCCGCGCAGCCGGGCGACCUGCCACCGAGCGACUCCGAGGCCAGCGAAGACGAAGACCUACCUGCCAACCCGAACCACACGGCCAAGUCCCGCUCGCAGCUGCAGAAGAAGGAGCCCGACGAGAACGCUCCUCCGGCGCCGAAAAAGGCGCCGGCUGAUUUAUCGCAGCUGUCGCGGCGGGAGCGUGAGGCGGUCGAAGCGCAGCAGAGGCGCGAGCGGUAUAUGAAGCUGCAUGCGGAGGGGAAGACGGAUGAGGCGCGCGCGGAUCUGGCGCGGUUGGCGCUUGUGCGCGAGCAGCGCGAAGCCGAGAAGGCAAGGAAGCAGGCGGAGAAAGAGGAGAAGGACGAGCAGGCCCGGGAGCGUGCGGCUGCUGUGAAGGAACGCGAGGACAGGUUGCGACAGGCGGCGAUGGGCAAGCCGAAGAAGGGUGGGAAGAAAUAA
Molecule: messenger RNA, 822 nt
Organism: Penicillium riverlandense
Lineage: Eukaryota; Fungi; Ascomycota; Eurotiomycetes; Eurotiales; Aspergillaceae
Product: PDGFA associated 1 family protein
Exons: 2
Coding region: 1-822 (273 amino acids)
Cellular component (GO): cytosol
Molecular function (GO): RNA binding
Source: RefSeq, a predicted model, not a curated record